AAAAUGUCUGCUUUGCGAGUAUCAGAAAUUUAGUUAUUUAGUUAUCAUAAAUGCCGUAUUAAGUGUAAAUUAACAUCAUUAGAGAUAUAAGCCUUAACGAAAAUGGAAUACACAAUUGAAACAGAUAAUAAAGAAGUUGGUGAUCAGAUAUCGACUUUUUGAUGUGAAUCUCUCAGACUAUAGUGUAAUGAAUGUAGUGUAUGUCAUUAAAAGUUGAGUGAGUGAUAGCCUUCAGGAUGUCUGAUGAAGAGGAUUCCUCGCCUGAUAGGGCUUUAGUGCCUACCAACAAUGUACCAGUGUUGGGCAUCAAACGUCUCAAGCAGAUCGAGACGAUGUUCGUGUCACGGCGUCUGCAGGGCCCUCGGAGUAAUGGCUUCAGUGCCGAGACGUUGCUUGACAUGCUGCUUGUUCUCUACGAUGAAUGCUGCAACAGCAGCCUGCGCAGGGAGAAAGCCGUCGCUGACUUCAUACAAUACGUAAAACCCGUGGCUACAACACUGAAGCGACUCAGGUUAUCAAGAGAUGACUUCGAACUGGUGAAAGUUAUUGGCAGGGGCGCAUUCGGUGAGGUUUGCGUUGUACGGGCCUCUUUUAUGCAAGGCACUGAUGGCGGAGGUAACAUGGCGGCCGCUAGCGGUGGCACUGUAUCCUCAACUACCGGCGAGAGAGUCUACGCCAUGAAGAUAUUGAACAAGUGGGAAAUGUUGAAACGAGCUGAAACUGCGUGCUUCCAAGAAGAGAGAGAUGUUCUAGUAUUCGGGGAUAGGAGAUGGAUUACGAAUUUACAUUACGCCUUCCAAGAUGAACAUAAUCUGUACCUGGUGAUGGACUACUACUGCGGCGGUGAUCUGCUGACGCUGCUGUCCAAGUUCGAAGACCGUCUGCCUGAGGACAUGGCCAGGUUCUACAUCGCGGAGAUGGUGCUCGCUAUACAGAGUGUGCACGAACUCAGAUAUGUACACAGAGACAUAAAGCCUGACAAUGUCUUACUGGAUGCAAGUGGACACAUCAGAUUGGCAGACUUCGGUUCCUGUCUCAGGCUGGGUGAUGAUGGAAAGGUACAAAGUAAUGUGGCAGUGGGAACACCAGAUUAUAUAUCGCCAGAGAUACUAAGGGCAAUGGAGGAUGGCCAAGGACGUUAUGGUCCGGAAUGUGAUUGGUGGUCAUUAGGUGUGUGUAUGUACGAGAUGCUGUUCGGUGAGACGCCGUUCUACGCGGAGUCGCUGGUGGAGACGUACGGCAAGAUCAUGAACCACGCGCGCUGCUUCCACUGCCCGCCGCCAGAUGACCUCGCAGCGCAAGUAUCAGAAGAGGCUAAAGAUCUGAUACGACAAUUGAUCUGCUCCUCAGAAAACAGGCUGGGAAAGAAUGGGUUGCAAGAUUUUAAGAGCCACCCGUGGUUCGCCGGCCUGGAGUGGGACAACGUGCGGGAGAUGCAGGCUCCCUUUGUACCUGACGUCUCCAGUCCCACUGACACGUCCAAUUUUGAUGUCGACGAUACGGAUAUAAGACUUUCAGAAGCUGUACCUCCUCCUCCGCCGUCUGCAGCAUUCUCUGGACGUCAUCUGCCCUUCGUAGGAUUUACUUUUACUGCGGGCUCUCGCUUGUCAGAUCUAGGCGCACCUACACCGCUCAGUCCAGCUAAGAAUGCACCUAGUCAGGCUCCAUCUAAUGCUGGUGAUCGCGCGGCGCUCAAAGCAUUGGAAAGAGAGAAUGCUUUGUUAGCUCAGACUAUAGCUGAGCUGAGGGCAGGCGGAACCGGGUUAGAUGCUAGUAGUGAAGAACUGAUCCAAUUGAAAGAAGAAAUAGCGACAUUAUCAAAAAGGAACAGCGAACUUGAGGCACAAUUGAGAUGUAACGACCAACUGACUACAGGCGUUACUACUACGGAUUCCAGUACUCCACAAGAUUUGCCAACUCGGCUGAGAGAGUUGGAACUGUUAGUUGCGUCUUUGAACACUGAGAAAGAUGAAUUACUUAAAGAUAAGACUGAUGCAUUUGAAAAAUUGAGAUUGCAGGACAAGGAGUUAAAAGACGCGUUGUCUCAAUGCAAGCUCGCAAUGGCGGAGUACAACGAGGUGUCGGAGAGGCUCUCGGAACUCAGGCAACAGAAGCAGAAGCUGUCGCGACAGGUUCGUGAUAAAGAAGAGGAGUUGGAAGUAGCGAUGCAGAAGAUAGACGCGCUGCGACAGGAUAUACGUCGUAGUGAUAAAGGUCGCAGGGAACUGGAGGCAAGGCUGGAUACUGCCGUCGCUGAGGCUACUAAGGAGCGCAAGUUGCGUGAGGAGACGCUGAGGUCGCAGCGUGAGGGAAUGGCCGCCGCCACCGGACCAGCGGCUGAUGUUGCCAGGUUACAGGCAGAUGUUGAGGCGUUAGAGCUGCAGUACAAGGAGUCGUUGGCGCAGCAACAGGCGCGGUACAACGCGGAGCUGACUGCUCUCAGAGAACAGCUGCAGGAGGGAGACGCCGUCAGGAACGUGCUCAAUAGAGAGCUACAAACAUCAAAAGAAAAGUUGGAGAGUCGCAGGCUGGAGCAGUUAUCUGAUAGCGAGGACAAGCAGAUGCUUAUCAACGACAAUAGGAAGCUGGCUAAAGAUCUAGAUGCUAUGGCUGAGAACGGCAGAAGAUGGCAGACGGAGAGGAGACAAAUGGAGAUGGAGUUGGAAGAGUUACGAGCGAAGAGAGAUACAAUGCAGCAUUGGGAGACACAGAUAGCUGAUAUAAUUCGUUGGGUUGCGGACGAAAAGGAAGCCCGAGGCUACCUUCAGGCUCUCGCCACCAAGAUGACUGAGGAAUUGGAUUAUCUCAAACAUGCUAGUUCAGGUCGGUCUGGUAUCGUACCGCCGUCGUCUCCUCCAGCAGUGGGCGGUGCUGGAGGUGUGGGGGGCGGGGCUGGGGGAGGAUGGCGCAACAGACGCUCGCAGAAGCUGGACAAGAUGGAGAUCCUCACGCUGCAGUCGUCGCUGCACUCAGAGAUACAGGCGAAGCAGGCGGUGGGCGAGGAGCUCAGCAGGACCAGGGCGGAACUGCUCGCCAGUCAGAGGGAGCUGAUGGAGACACGUCAACGUCUGGAUACGUUGGCACACGACAUGAAGCGCAAGGAGCAGCACAUCCGCGACAUGCAGGCCAAGCUGGACACUCCUGUGCAGCCUGGCAACUCAUCGAGGCAAGGAUCUGCCAAAUCUUCGACGUAUUGGAGCGGCAAAGAAGAGAAUGUUUUGGACCGUCCACCAUCUCAGAUGAGUUAUUUGGAUCAGUUCCUAAAAGACGCACCUACAGAGAGGCAUUACGACAAUGUAGCCUCUAUGAACAACGAACAGAAGAUGUCGCCGCAAUACCGUUACAGAAAUGCUCAGCAUUGUUGCAAUGUUAAGAUGAUGUACGGUUCACAGCAGUCGACCGCUCUGAGCGGGUCUGCGGAGUCGCCGGACGAGUUGGAGCAGCGCGCCGCUUCACCCGCAUCCAGUAAGAGCUCGCCCAGUGAAAUGUCCACGGAUCCAUCUCUGGGUCCAGGCGGCAAGCAGAAGAUCCAUCAGUUCCUUGUAAGAACAUUCAGUAGUCCCACCAAAUGCAAUCACUGCACUUCGCUCAUGAUCGGUCUGACACGUCAAGGCGUGGUGUGCGAGACGUGCGGGCUGGCAGUGCACACGCGGUGCUGCUCCCGCGUGGCCGCGCGCUGCCCGCUGCCGCCGGAGCGCAGCCGCAGACCUCUCGGCAUUGACCCCGCACGCGGACAGGGCACUGCUUACGAGGGAUAUGUUAAGGUACCAAAGCCGGGCGGAGUGAAGAAAGGUUGGAUGCGACAAUUUGUUGUCGUCUGCGAUUUCAAACUAUUCCUCUACGAUAUUUCACAAGACAGAAACGCGUUACCAUCAGUAUGUGUGAGUCAAGUACUGGACAUGAGGGACCCGGAGUUCAGUGUGACGUCAGUGAAGGACUCUGACGUCAUACACGCCAGCAAACGAGACAUACCCUGCAUAUUUAGGAUAUCAACAUCACAACUAGAAGGUGGCAAGCGUUACCACACACUGAUGCUGGCGGAGUCUGAGAGUGAGAAGACUAAAUGGGUGGUAGCUUUGAGUGAACUUCAUAGGAUAUUGAAGAGGAACAAUCUACCUGACAAGUGUGUGUACUCGGCGUGCGUGUUGGGAGACGCGAGCGGUGCCCUGGUGCGCGGUGCUGCGUGCGCGUGCGUGUUGGAGCGCGGCCGUGUCUGUGUCGGCGGAGAGCCGGGACUGGCGCUGAUAGACCUCGAGCGAGCUGAGCUGGUCCCGCGCAGAGCACACGCCCCCGUCGCCAGGAUGAGAUAUGUACCUCAUGAACAGCUCCUAGUUGUGAUAGCUGGUCGCGGACGUCAUGUACGUUUAGUACCGAUCCGUGCUCUGGAGUGUCCGGAGGUGGAGAGUGUGAAGUUGGCGGAGGCAAAGGGUGCAGUUGACCUCGCUGUGGGUGAACUUAGUGCAUCUACAUACGGAUUUGCUGUUGUAUGUAAACGACAGAAUUCGUGGGUGGUAUACGUGUACGAGAUAACUCGUACUGCCGCACGGAGACGUCGCGUGGCUGAGCUGCGCGCACCUGGCGCAGUGCUGUCGGUACAACUGAGCCGCGCUCGCCUCGUGCUCGGCUACAGAGGUGGAUUUGCUGCGCACGCGCUGCCUGAACCUCGUCGUGCUCAGGACCAACCUGCUGUCUCUCUAGUCCACCCGGAGAACCAGGUGAACAUGUUCCUGUCACACUCCGGGGCGCGGCCGCUGUGCGCUGUGCAGGCGUCGGGCGGUGACUGGCUGCUCGUGUUCAGUGCACUCGCGCUGUACGUAGACCGCGCCGGCAUGCGCGCCAGAGACGCAGAGAUCAUGUACACCGCGCAGCCGCUGUACCACGCUAUCAAUGAUACUCACUUGAUGAUAUUCACCUCAUCUCAUAUCGAUAUCUACGAGAUUGAGUCUGGCGAGUGGGUGCAGACGCUUAACUUACCGAAUUCCCGUCCACUCGACGAGUGCGGGUACAUUGUGUGCGUCGGUGGUGCGGGGAGCAAUGGAUUCCCAUUCUCUUCAGAUUCAGCGCCGUUUAUUGUGUACUUACGACCGCUGUUUACAGAGGGUCCACUAAACCUGGACACAACGUCUUGGGGCAGCAACAAGCGCAGGUUCUCAGUGCGGGAACAGUCGCACCAGGCCAUUGAGGCGCAUAACAGAUUAUCAGAGCGUAGGUCCCGUCUCAUCUCAGCGCCUACGAACUUUGCCCACGUGUCACACAUGGGCCCCGGCGACGGUAUCCGCUCACAGCGGCUGCUCGAUUUGCCCACCACACUCGAGACCGCCGACGACCAUCACCAGCAGUUGUACGGCAGUCGGGAUAGCAGCAAGCGGACGUCGCCGCUCACAAUAUCGCAUGGCACCGGAUCUUAUAAUGGGUCAUGGCGGCGUCGGGAUACAACUGAUGGUGCCGGAGAUACGAUGACACGAGCCAUGGACAGGUCUAUUGGUGGAGGGUCACAAGGAAGUGGCUCCUUAUUGGAGAGGUCUAUAACUCCGCUCAGUCUGGGCAGCAUGAGCUCUCUACACGAUGUGCUGAAGGUGGGCACCGAUAUGGGCGAAGGCCUACACUCUGAGGACAGCAGCUGUGGCGCUUCGCCCCCACAUCCUAUGGACCCUUGAUGAAAUCAGUUGGACGCCUACUGGGGGAUAGACAUGUCUCGUUUUUACGCAUGUUUCUGUUGAAAACAUCGUAAUAUAUGAAGAAA
Molecule: messenger RNA, 5743 nt
Organism: Papilio machaon (common yellow swallowtail)
Lineage: Eukaryota; Metazoa; Arthropoda; Insecta; Lepidoptera; Papilionidae
Gene: gek
Product: serine/threonine-protein kinase Genghis Khan
Exons: 48
Coding region: 237-5657 (1806 amino acids)
Biological process (GO): actomyosin structure organization; peptidyl-threonine phosphorylation
Cellular component (GO): cytoplasm; cytoskeleton
Molecular function (GO): ATP binding; protein serine/threonine kinase activity
Source: RefSeq, a predicted model, not a curated record